CCUGUUCGUCCUGUUCAUCGCUUCAGACGCUUCCCUGCAGCACGACAUUAACCAAUUAGACCUGUCCUAAAUUAGAUCUGGCUGAAUGGUCACCACCAAAGCCAAAAAAUACAAACAACAACAACGACGCUUCACAUCUACUUCACAGAAGGAGUCGAGGCUUCACAGGCUCUCUUUGUUUUUGGGCUUUUUCGGGGCCACAGGUUGGCUCCUCUACAUUUUUUGAGCUGGGACAGUCAAAUAAAUUAAAAAGCGCGUGCAUAAUUAGUUAAAGAAUCCAGAUAGCCUCCUCCUCCAGCCUGAGGAUGGGUAGUCAAUCGUCUCAAGACAGUCAAGACUCCACUCAACCGGACGCAAUGUGCUUUUCUCCAGGUGUAGAAUCAUCCUCUUGUUUACGGCAUAGCUUAGAUGAUUUUGGACACUUUGAUGAUGAUGAUGAUGGACCUAUUUUGGAGGCAAAAAACACCUGGGUUCUAGUCCUUCACUAUCAAUUCAGUGAUGAUGAUGAUUGGAGACGCGACGGUAACCAGAAAGAUGUUGAAAAUUUAGCUAUGUGUUUUGGGAGGUACAAGAACUGCUGUUUUAAAGCAGUUGGCUCCAUGAAAAAAGAAAGUGUUUUACAAACACUCUCGAACAAUGAAGAAUUUAUCAAGCUCUUCAGCGACUCCGAGCAACCUGCAGUGUUUCUUUUGUUCAUAAUGACUCAUGGCGAUUCAGAUGGACAAUUGUGCACUGACACAGUUGAUCCUUGCUUAGACCAAUAUGAAUGUUUUACCACUUCUGAAAUUAUCAAACGUCUGGGAGAGCUAAGCAUACUUAGCAAUGUUCUGAAAUCGGUCUUCUUUGUGGCUUGUAGAGGCAAUGUACGAGAUCGACCUCAUGUUCCUCGGACCAUUGAGACUUUGGGGAAUAAAAGUCUACGAAAAAAUAAGAAGACGUGCCGUAUUAAACAAUUCCCAGCACAGGAUAAUUUUGUUAUAGUUUACGCCUCAGUUGAAUCUACUGCUUCGUACAGAGAAACUCUCUCUGGAACAUGGCUCAUUCAAAGUGUAUGUGAGAGAUUACAGAACUUAAAAACAGACGAGGCAUUGGAAGUUUUUCUCAGUAAAGUUCUACUUGGCGUACACAAUAAGUCUACCGCGGAAGGAUAUUGCAUAGAUUAUUCGCAGACCCCCGAGAUAAUUUUUACUCCUUGUAAAAGAUUCUUCGUUAAAAAAACUGUGAAUGAUGUGGACAAGGCUACAAAGACUUGGUUAAUAAAUCCUGAACACAGUGGAUUUUUCGAUUGGAAAUCUCAAAAAGGCUCACAGCUCAGACGUCGCUUAGCUGGAAUUUUUUAUGAUGUAAAAUCAAAGAAAUGUGAAGAUCUCGCAUCAGUGCUCCAGAAAAAGCUUGAAUUCGAAACAUACAGCAUGGAAAACUCAAAAGAACAGCUUCAAUCUUUUAAAAAUUUAGCUCAAGGUCCUCAAAGCGAGUUUGGCUGCCUUCUUGUUUGCUUCUUAGGAAGCAUGUACAUAAACUCUAGUGAUGAUAUCUGCAUCAAAUUUAGAGAAGCUGACCGCACAAUUGGAGAGGUUGUGCACUAUUUCAUUGGGCCGCGCAAUGAAAAAUGGAUAGGGAGACCAAAAUUCUUUUUCUUUGUACAGCAAUCCACAACAACUGAUUAUGUUCGUAAGAAGAUUCACCUGAAGGAAUUUGAAAUUAGAGCUACAAAUCACAGUGGAUGGUUUGUUCAAGUUUUGCCCCACACAGCCUUCAUCAAUGGUCUCAUUAAUCUGUUCAAAAAUACCGGCUUACGAGAUGGAGAAGCAAGUGUCCAGGAACUUGCUUUAAACCUGAUGAUUCCUCGCCGUAAUGUGAGUCCUGCGUUUACUCCAAAAAUUGCCACAACCCUUCAAUACCUAGUGAAUUUUCCUAAAGUUCCACUAACGUUUUUGCCACCCAAAUUGGAACUCGCGCAACGUGUACCUGGAAAAGACACUAGUCCUAAUAAGGAGACAAUUGAGUUUGAAAAACUGUGUGAUGUCUUAGUGGAAGAAUUUGAGCAGGGAAAAGAUAGAAACCAAUGUGUUUAUCUUAUCAGUGCUGAGGCUGGAGCAGGAAAAUCUACUAUUCUAGCCGAAAUUUCUCAUUAUUUAUCAAGAAAAAUAGGAAACAAAAUUAUUAAAACUGCUUUCCACGAUGAAAUCAAAAUCUUUGAAAAAUCGAGAAAUGUAGAAAAAAUUUUUCGAUCCUUUACUGAAAAGAAUAAGGAAUGGUUAGUUAAAGCAACCAUAAAAGCUCUUGAAGAAAAGGACGUGCUGUUCAUUUUGGAUGGUUUUGAUGAAAUCUGUCCGGUUUUUCAAAAGCACGCACUUUGCUUGAUUGAAAGCAUUGCUGAUCAAAAGCUACCACUGGUGAUUGCGACUAGACCUGAGGAAGAAGAAAACAUUGAGGGCGCUCUUUCGGAAAAAUAUCAAAUUAAGAAGAUCUUUAUUUGCCCAUUAGAUAGAAGGCAGCAGAAAAAAUUGCUUAAGUUAAAAGGAAAAUUAUCGAAUUCAGAUAUUCCAAAAUUUCUACAAAAACUUUCGGCAGCCGGGGCCAAAGAAAUGCUCCAAAAUCCACUUCAACUUGACCUCAUCUCACAGCUGUAUCACUCCAAUCAAAGUGAAAAACUCAACCUCUACGAGCUCUAUGACAAAGUGAUUGAAAAUUACUUGAAUAAAACAUGCUUAAAAAAGAAUCUAGAUGACGAUACAUACAAGACAAAUCUCAGACUUUGGACUGAAAGUCUGCAGAGAUUUGCUGUUCAGCAAUUUUGCCAGGACUCUGCGAAGAUAAUUAGUAAUGAUGAAAUGAGCAGAAUUGGCAAAUCAGGUGUUGUAACUGUUAUCAAUGAUGAAGAUAACAAUCCGAUCGAAGGAAAAUUUGAGCACCAAACAUUUGCAGAAUUCUUGCUGGCACAGAAAUUUGUUAAUGAACUCAUUGCAGGAAAAGAUCCCACAGUUACUCUCUUGACUAAUCAAUAUUUCCCCAAAAGUGUGGAGUUCAUUGACUCAUUUCUUAAAUUAAGAAACAAGCAGGGAGAGACUCCUGGAAGCGAAGAAGAUCAAGAAGCAGAUGAGCCUGUUUUUUCAAAGGAAGAAGUGGAGUUGUUUGCCAUAAAACUGAAAGAAUAUUGUCUAAAUAGUGACGAUUUCUUUAAUGUCUUGAGCAACGUCAUCAAAGGCAAACACACCAACAUAUUUCAUCUGCUGAAACCAAAUAUUACAUUUGCUGCUGAAGAGAACAGUGAUUCAAAAGUUUUCAUUGAGGAUGGAAGUCCCCUUAUAUUACAAGUUUGCGGCACUAACAGUGACAAAGGUGACCAAGUAGGUGUAAAGUUAAUAAAAAUGGGAGCUCUUCGUGGGGCCCCUGAAGACUUUUCUUUUGAUACUUUAGUUCUAGAAAUUGCAAAAAGUGGGUGCCUUCACGAGAGACUAUUCAACACCGUUUUAGACGAGUAUCCUGAAAAAUUAGGACUCAAAGAGGUGCACUUGCGAAUUGCUGCUGAACAUGGAAACGUGCGACUACUGAGGGAAAUCUUGAAUAAAGAGCACAUAAAUGCCAAUAAGCCUGAUAGUCGCGGAGAAACGGCCCUGCACAAGGCUAGCAAGGGAGGUCAUGUGCCUUGUAUAAAUGAGCUGCUAAAGCGAAAAGCUAAAAUCAAUGCAAUUGAUUCAUUUGGCCAAACAGCUUUGCAUCUGGCUGCUAGAAACGGUCAUGAAGGAGCAGCAAAAUCCCUCCUACAGAAAGGUGCUAAUUGUGCCCUGCAGAAUAAAGAUGGUAAUGAUGCUUUUGACUGCGCUGUGCGUUUUGGAAAUGUUGACACUCUUAAAGUUUUCUUGAAAACGCAGGCUCGGUUAACAAAGAACAAGAUCAUCACAAGAAGAGAUUAUUUAUUUGGUCUAGCUUUGGAAAACCCAGAAUUUGGUGAUGUUUUUAGCUUUCUAAUUGAAAACAGCGGAAGCCAGAAAUUCAUCAACAAUUUUGGUCAAGUGGUGUUAGUGAAGGUUUUUAAAAUGGAUAGAUCUGAUAAAUUUGAAAUCGCUUCCAAGAUUUUGAAGGCAGCAAAAAGAUGCGACUUCAACAGCCCGGACUCUGAUGGAAAUACGCUGCUGCACAAAUAUGUCAAAUGUGGAGAUAUUAAUGUGGUACAGUUUCUUCUGCAGCACGGAGCGCAAAUUGAGAAGAAAACAAAAGAUGGCUCAACGCCUUUUCUUCUUGCAACCAAUUUUUCUGGAGUUCGUAUGUGCAAGUAUCUAGUAAAAUGUGAUGCAAACAAAUACUCAGUAGAUGAAAAAUUGAACAACUGUAUACAUCGUGCAUGUUUUGCCAAUUCACUAAAAAAUCUUGAAUAUUUAUUUAGUUUGGAAAAAAUUGAAUCACUUUUAGCAAAUAAAAAUGAAGAAGGAAAAACAAUUCUGCACGUAGCUGCAGAAAAAUGUUCUGUGAAUGUUUUGACGUUCCUAGCAGAAAAACUUGAGACUCAAGCAUUCAUGGAGCAAGACAAAUUUAAACGCUGGAUGCCCAUACAGUUUGCCAUUAAGUUCAACAGCUUGAAUGUAAUCGAAUAUUUGCUGGAUGUACCAAAAGCCUACGGUUCCUUAACUCACAACAAACUCUUUGCGUUUGCCAAAAAAAUUCGCUGUAAUACCAACACACUAGAUCUGUUCUUGAAUGAGAGGCAAGCACAAAAGCGAAAAUCUGCACACCCUGAUGAAGGAGGGCAAAGUUCAGCUCCCCCAAAGAAAAAACCCAAACUUCAAAAUGAUAUUCGGAGAUAUUUUCCUCCAAUCAAGAAAACUUAAAUAAUGGUAAAUACCAGCAAAUACAAUGUUCUUAGGAAUUAUUGAAAUUAUCAUUAUUGUAAUAAUAAACAUACUCUUAGUGAUAACUUUCUGACCAUUUUGUGAAAACAAUUUGCAAUAUUUUUGAUAUUUAAAAAAAUAAAAAUUUUAACUUUUAUACUGCAUAUUUACAAUUGUACAUUAUUCACUAGAAGCUAUGUAGUUUGUAAAUUGUAAAGAAACAAAUUGAAUUGUAUUUUUGAUAAUAAUAUUUUUUGUGUUUUUUAUCGUCAUAAAUUUUUUACUCUCAAAUAAUUA
Messenger RNA from Neocloeon triangulifer, 5126 nucleotides. RefSeq lists its product as uncharacterized. Gene Ontology annotation, biological process: proteolysis. The transcript has 11 exons. NCBI's taxonomy places the organism in Eukaryota, Metazoa, Arthropoda, Insecta, Ephemeroptera, Baetidae. The record is from RefSeq and is a predicted model, not a curated record. Bases 306 to 4829 code for a protein of 1507 amino acids. Gene Ontology annotation, molecular function: protein binding; cysteine-type endopeptidase activity.